UACGACGUCGUUUCCAUCUCUAUGGUCGGUUAAUCAAAAUCCCGAAUUAGGGUAAGAAAAAGCAAAAUAUCUUUCAAAGAGCUGCUGAAACAGUCGGUCGGAAGAUAUACCGCUGAAAUCUGCUGAGAACAGGAGCAAUUUCCGGUACAAAUUAUCAGGGAGAGGUUUUGGACGAGCUCGUCGCCGGCAAAUCCAAGCGCGAAAUCUUGAGUGAACAAGGCGCUUGAAGGGAGAAGGAGACGUAGAGAAACAAGUCAGCGAAGGAGGCACAACUGAGAAGGGAGUCGCGACAGCGUGCGAGGGCGGCCGAAGAGCGGAGUCGGAGAUUCCAACUUUGUCCUCGAUUCAUCCUUAUUUUUUGCCCGCGGCGGAAGAAAUUCCUCACCCGGAGCUUAAAACUGAGGACCAGCAGGCUGUAAUCGUGUGCUAAUAAGUGGAAGAAGAAAGACCUAGUGGCUGGCCAUUGCAAGGUUAGUCCAUUCGUUGCUAUCUUCACUAUUGAACGCUUUGACUUCAUUUCUUUCAUUCUUUUAAUUAAAUUUCUGCUUCUGACUAUAGUUUGCUAGUUAUCAGUGUUCUGUUACCUCUUUUUUUUUCUUAAUGAAUUACUGCUAAGUUUUAUUCAUCGAAAGGGAGUUCAUCCAUAAGUAAUGGACUUGCUCCAAUGAUAAAGUACAAUAAAGGUGGCUGAAGGUACAUAUGCAAACACUAGAAACAAGUUGUUAUGGUGGCUCAAAUGGGUUUUGGCUUGUGCCAUACAACAUCAAAUGUAGGGAUUGAAGUUCUUGUUGAGAUAGUUUGUUGCUACUAUCCAACCAUGAGCAAAUGAUGUAGUUGAUUAUGUUGGAUAGAGUGGCGCUGCUUGUGUAGUGAUCACGACUCACGAGAAAGUCUAGCAUUCCACUCAGUCCAUAAUAACCAAAACACUGCAUGUGGAAGUGGCCAGAAAGCAUUUGACAAUCUGCAACCUUUAGUGACGUUUGACCAUUGAACUAGUAGCUCGCUGCAACUACGAGGUAGAGGGCCAGCAAGAUUGAGUCGAAAGAGAGAGAAGUUCCGUACCCUGGAAGAGUAGCUGCAGGGGAGAAGUAAGUGGUCUGCUGCCUCUUCUGAAGCAAAUCAAAGACAACAAUGAUUGAGGAGAAUCCACCCUCGUAAUCGAAAUUGAACGGUUGUCAGGAUUUUUCUCCGAAAGCCAACCAACUGAAAAUUGUGACUUUGGAGGGUACCAUCGGCUGCCAAUGGAUUUUGCUGGGAAUGACGAUCCAAGGCCAGGAAAGAGAUCUCGAGUCAAUUCCUUAUAGCAGAGGCUGAGAAGGCAUCCUCCUGCAAAGUGGAUUACCUUCGAAUCGUAUUUGCCUUUGUAAUAUUGGCUUCUAACUGAAUGUUCCUGUUUUUUCCAUUGAAAGUGAUUUCAGAGAGGGAAUUAUAUUUUCCAUUUUGAUUAUCUUUCCUGUGAAAUUGAACUAUGGAGGCGUUAAGCUGUUGAGAUUAAUUAGGUUUCUCGGGAGCUCCAUGUUUAGUUUUUUUUUUUGUGGAUAGACUUGUGAUUUAUUAGGGUUGGCAGUGUUAUAAUUGUGCUUAAUGAUGUUUUGCAGAGGACAGGCUUCGGUGAAGCUGUGAUCUUUUGCCCAUUAAUCCGGCAAUGGCAGAUUCAGGAGAAUCUCAACAGCCUGAACAAGUAUGCAGCUUUUUCAGAAAGCCAACUAAGGGGAAGAACAUCAGGAAGAGAGCAGUAGAAGACGAUGAUGCCGAGGAUCCAAAAACCGACAGCUCUUUCUUAAACAAUCAGAAGAAGGUGCCAAAGUCUGAUAACAAGCUAUACUUCUCGACAGGACCUUCCAAGAGCUCAAAGCCAUCUGAUUCCAACUCGGACAACAAUGAGAAAUCCAUCUUUCAGUUUCAGUCUUCAAAGGAAAUUCAGGUACAAAAUGACAGUAGGGCAACAGCAACUCUGGAAACCGAGACAGACUUUGGAAGAGAUGCAAGGGCAAUACGUGAAAGAGCUCUUAAGAAAGCAGAGGAGGAUCCAAAGGGUAACAAACAGAUUUCUUCAGGCGGCAAUGAGAAGCUGUACAAAGGAAUUCAUGGGUAUAUAGAUCACAAAGCUGGAUUUAGAAGAGAGCUAACAAUAGCAAGUGAGAAAGCUGGUGGAUCACAUGGGCCACUUAGGGCAUCUGCACACAUCAGGGUCUCAGCAAGGUUUGAUUAUCAGCCGGAUAUAUGUAAAGAUUACAAAGAGACCGGUUACCGUGGUUAUGGAGAUUCUUGCAAGUUUAUGCAUGAUCGAGGGGAUUACAAGUCUGGAUGGCAAAGGGAGAAUGAGUGGGAUGAGGCAGAGAAGGCAAGGAAGAGGAAAUUAGCUAUGGGUGCGUUGGCCAAGGAGGAAGGUGAAUUUGAUGAAGCCAAUGAUGAUGACGACGAUGAUGACGAGGAAGCCCUGCCAUUUGCAUGUUUCAUUUGUAGGGAGCCUUUUGAAGAUCCUGUUCAUCAUUCCAAGAACAAGAAAUGCUUCGUCUGCAACAAGCCGACGCUGGGUAUUUUCAACACUGCUCAUGAAAUACGCAAGAGGAUGGCAGAGGCGAACAAAAGAUCAUGCUGGCUUGCUGCAGAUGCUGUAUCGGCUGAUCAUUUUUUGAGUCCCUGACACGGGCUGUUGCAUCUUCCCGGCUCAUGACACUUCGAGCAAUUUCAUUUUAAGAGAGUUAUUAGUGAUCUAGUAUGACACCAUCGCAUUGCGAGUAUACCAUGUAAUCAAAAAGUUGAUCUGCAGGCGUCUGGAGUCUUGAUUUGCUUGUAUUUUGUAGACAGUUCUUUUCAUGUCUACACUGAUACUAUUGCGAAUUUCAUCCUCCAAUUAAAUUUCAACCCAAUAGGUGCAUGAAAGAUCUUAAGGGGUUGUUUGGAUUAGGAAAUGUGGGUAGGGAUUUUGCCACAAUUUCUUGUCAUUAGGGAUUUUGUCACAAUUCUUUGUUUGGAUAGGAAAAUGAAAAUGAGGGAUUUGAGUCACUAGGAAUUUCGAAAAUCCUAUCAUUAGAGAAUUUAAAAUAGCUGAUGGACCUCAGAUUUUUUGAAAUCUCUUGCCUAUUUUUUUCCAACCUUCCUGAUUUAUCCCUCCUUAUUUUUUGGUAUUACUUUCUUACCCUCACUCUUUAUUCAACGACCCACCACUUCCAAUUGUCUAGAACCAGAAGUUUGCACAGGCCUACCAUACUUUGUGUUUUAAUUAACUGUUAAUAUUGGGGGUCGUGGAGAUUCGAACACACGACCACUUGGUCAAACCAGCUCUGAUACCAUGUCAAAACCAGUUGCUCCCAAUAACUCGAGUUGUUGCGAGAAAGUUCUGUUGGAUCUUAUACCACUCUCUAACACCAAUCUCUCUUUCCCAUUUACAUCUCUUUCUUCCCUCCCGAUACGAGAAGCUGCAAGGAGAGUUUCAACCUCACAUCAUUGGCGACUGUAGCGGAGAUAAACCUAGCGACGUCGGCAACUGCAGCAGAGUUUUACCAGCUCCGAUCUACACCGACGUUGACGGUCGUCUUGAAGUCCGUCCGAUCUCCAUUUUCGAUCUCGCCAGCUUUGCGUGGGAUUUGUGCUUCGGACUCAACCAACUGAAGCUUGGAAUCAGUUUAGGACUGAUUUGGUCUCAGAGAUGUGGCAAACUCGACCUGCUAGAUUUCGAGCUUCGUCUUGAGUUUGAUUCAUUGUUGUUUGGCUGUAUUCAUUAAAUAUUGAGGACUUGUUCAGUUGUAAUGGUUAAUACAUGUUCAGUUGUAAUUCAAGGUAGUUGUUUUGACAAGUAGACAAAAUUGGGAUCCCCUCUUUGCCCCUCCUUUUUUGUGUUAGUGUUUUCACUUCUGAAAUAUUACUACUACUCAGUUUUGGAUUGUGAAAGAAGUUGAAAGUUUUAGAUGAAUCCCAUGAAUUUAUCUGAAUAUUGGAUCAUGGCAUAAUAGCUUUUCUGUGGUUUUAAACUUGCUGCUUAAUUUGAAUGGAGGCUGUGUUCGGCGCAGUUGGGUUGUUAUUUAAUGAAUGCCUAUUUGGUCGCAGACUCGCAGUGUUUGAUCCGUCUAUGGACCAACUUUUGCUUUUUGUCAAUGAUUCUCAUGGCUAGUAGUAGUCUCAAUGAUUGAUUUUUGCUUUGCUGGGUGCAGACCUGUUAGUAUGAGCAGCAAGUUCCUCUCGACAUGAUCGAAACAGAAUUCGGGACUUAUCUAAGCUCGUACCAAGUACUAAGUAUAUUGUUUGCUGGCUUUAGUUGGGCAUUAAGAAACACCUAGGUAAGCCACAAGGAUAAGCUCAUGCACACGCAGGGUAAGAUAUGUAUGCAAAUUGCAAAGCCCUAUAAGCAGUGAUCAUUUGUUUCCCUCCUUUUCAAUGUCCGUUUAAGAUGCCUGCUUUAUUGUAGUCUAGUUGAAGCUGAUAUUGAUUUAGUUUUUUAUCUUGUUUCCAUUUGUAAUGAAUACAAUGUUCUAUUCAUAGAUUGGUUGUAUUAUGUGUGUUUAAUGGUACUUAUCUAUAGCAGUACGAAACUAGAGUUGUUUAUAUUGUUCUCUUUGUACUUAUCUAGGCUAAGACAUGAAUAUCCUCUUUUGUAUUGUUCUGUUUUGCAGCAUGGGAAAGUGAAAGCAACGUGAUGAAGAUAUGGAUGGUGCUUGCUCUAAGAAAUAUACGUACUGGAAAGAGGAACUAGGAAAGCCAUUUGUUGACUGUAUUCUGGAGCUAGUAUAGAAGGGGCAAAUCGUUGACGCCAACUGCAAUAAUGGGGCUUAUAACCAGUUAAAGAAACUGUUGCAGGAAAAAGUGUCGGGGUGCAGGGUCAAGGCAUAUCCUAACAUUGAAGGCAGGUUCAAAAAACUGAAAAAGAGAUGGCAUGCAAUAACAUUUAUGAGGAAACAAAGUGGUUGGGGAUGGGACGAGGUCAAUAAAUGCAUUGUAUGUCCCGAGGGAUCUUGGGAUGAUUUUGCGAACGUAAAUGAUGACUUGAUAUAUACACGUGUUUUUGUCCAUCAUUCCUAUACCGUUUGAAUCACAUCUCUCGUGUUUUAGGCCGAUUUCACGCUAGGUUGUUCUUGUUUGUGAUAUUUCAGGUCUUAGCACGUGAAGGAAGGUUUGGGCAUGAGUUCUGGGCCGAUUGGACGAAGUUAGAACGUGGACGAAAAGCUGGGGAAACCACACGGCCAGACCUAAAUGCCACACGGCAGUGUGACGUGGCCGUGUGGAACCCCUUUGCGUGGGCGAGCCACACUGGUCGUGUAAAGGAUCCUUCGUGGCCCUGUGGAAUUCCCAGGGAGCUCACACGGACAGGCCAUAAUUUCACACGACCGUGCGGUUCUGGUCGUGCAGCGUACAUGAAGUCAGGUUUGUCACAUUCACUUCGUCUAAAUUUCUUCCAUGUCCCUUAGCCACAAUGGAGUUUGAGUUUCGCCCUGAUCUUUGUAUAGUGGUGGGGUGGUUUAUACCCUUGCUCCAUUAAUGGUUAUCAGCUGCUUUUACUAAGAACUAGUUGCUUGAAGUUUUCAUUUGGUUGUUCAGAGAAAUGGUUCAUGCAGUAUGCUGGUUGCAUUUAGGGCUUUACCAUCUAGAUUUCGAUAGUUUUCUGAUUUCAAAUUGUUAGCUAAACGGUUCCUUCUUGUUCGACAGACUUUCGUUAGCUUCCUUGAACAAAAAUGGCAGAAGAGGAAGAGAAAGAAGGGGAAGAGACAUGAGAGAAGAAUAAGAAGAAGAAGAAGAAGAAGAAGAAGAAGAAGAAGAAGAAGAGAGAAGAAGAAGAAGAAGGCAGCUCAGACAGUCAGAAGCAGGAGCAGAGUGGGGAAGGCAUAGUUUCCUUGCGGCUAGGGGCUCCAAUCCUGGUAGUAGUUUUCAUAUAGGUAAAAAUAUAUAUUAGUGAUAGACUAGGUGAUUUAAAUUAGAAUACUAAGAUUAUUAGUACACAUGUUUUCCAUUAGUGUACGUACGACUAAUUUGUUAUUGUGUUUUCAACACAAGUUUAAUAGUAAAAAUUUUAUUCUUUU
Messenger RNA from Linum trigynum, 6014 nucleotides. The record is from the annotation of a GenBank genome assembly. NCBI's taxonomy places the organism in Eukaryota, Viridiplantae, Streptophyta, Magnoliopsida, Malpighiales, Linaceae.